GGAAUUUGUGCCGUAAACGAUUUUUGUACGCGCCUUCCAACAAGAAAUUCUGGAAAUUUUGUUAUAUUUUCAAAAUAGAAUAAAAGAAAAAAAAGUAAGAAAACAAAAUGUCUUUGGAAUGCCCCUCAAAUCCCGUGUACAAUACAUCUGUUGAACAGAAACUAAAAUCUAAAAAUGCAGCCAAAUUACAUCGUUAUGGAGCAGCCAAACUUAGGGAUAUAUUAAGAGAGAAAUGUGUAAUUCGUGCCAAGGAGGCCCGUCAACAAUGCUAUAGCCAAGGCCGUCUAGACGAGGAUGGUAAAGCAAUUUUGAGUAAGAUAUCCGUAAAUGACAUUCUGCGUCAGGAACUGGCUGAGCUGGAACACGAUAUUGACUUACAAAAUGAAAUUUACAAUGAAAUAUUGGAAGAAUUCAACGAAUGGUUUGCUCAGGAAUUGGAAAAUGAGCAAAACUAUUUGCUGGAAGUGGCGGAGUCACAAGCAUUAGUUUGUCCAGUGUGUCAGAUUAAUAAUUUAGUUGCCUACAAGACAAAUGAACAGUUCAACUACAGAUGCAAAUGUAAUGCCAACUUUUAUUUUCAAUUGGAUUUGCCGUCAUUGCAAUCUGAGUUAUUGGCCCGCGUCGAUGCCCACGAAACUGCCUGUUUAAACAAAUUGAAUUUCUUUGUUAAUCCAACGAACAACAAAUUAGAAGCGCUGUGCGAUAAUUGCGAUUAUUUUUGUAGUUUGUAAGUUUCGAUUUGUUGUUAUCAUAAGAUAAUUUUAUUAUUUGUACUAAGAAUAUGAAAUGUAAAUUAAUUAAUAUUGUAAUGAAUUUUGUAAAAUUGAAGUAAAUAUGAAAUGAACUCAAAUACAAGUAUGGAGUUCUCU
Musca domestica (house fly) is the source of this 869-nucleotide messenger RNA. RefSeq names its product RIP-like protein (gene Ripalpha). The record is from RefSeq and is a predicted model, not a curated record. Gene Ontology annotation, cellular component: nucleus. NCBI's taxonomy places the organism in Eukaryota, Metazoa, Arthropoda, Insecta, Diptera, Muscidae. Gene Ontology annotation, biological process: protein import into nucleus. The transcript has 4 exons. Bases 108 to 731 code for a protein of 207 amino acids.